GUUUGUUGUUGUGUUUAAAGAGUGGAUUUAAAGUUAAAGUGCAAGAUAUUUUAAUAUAUUUAAAGUUAUGUAUCCUAAGCCAGAGAUUGUCUUGAGAUUUAAUGACAGUGACGAAAAGCAAAAAGAUGUAAGCGAGAUUGUUAAGAGUUUGAUAAAGUUAACGUGUCCCACUCUAACUUUCCAAUGUCGUGGUAGGAGCGGAGAAGGACAUGAGACCUUAGCUUGGUACCCAGAACCUGUCCUUCCAGACCUUGAUGCUGAGUUUACAGACCUAGAGCUGGGGCUAGGACCCCGUAAAUCUCAGGACACUGUGUCUCUGGGGUCUGCCCUGGAGAGGAUGUCUGUAUCUCCUACUACUGAGAGUGCUAUGAGUGGGGUCAGUGGGCACAGUGACAAGGCUAUGAGUGGGGUCAGUGGGCACAGUGACAAGGGUGUGGAGGAGGACUGCUCUCUGCAUGCUUCCUUCCUAACUGAAGCUGCUUCUCUGUUCAAUGAAAUGGGUAGAAAGCUGAGCAGUAUCAGUGAUUCAAUGAGUGAUCACAGUAGCAAGAUAAGUGAUCACAGCUGCAAGAUGAGUGAUCACAGUAGCGGAGGGCUGGGUGAUGAGAGCAGUGGAAUGAGCGAAGUGAGCCAACCACACUCUAGUUACACCACCAGCUCGGGUGUGGUGGUGUUAAGUCAGGAGAAUGGUUCUCCGGAGGACUGGGAUAAGGAUACCAGAGAAGUUGUAUACGAACCUGCUGCUGGACCUGCUGUUCAACCUGCUGUUCAACCUGCUGUUCAACCUGCUGCUGAACCUGCUGCUGAACCUGCUGCUGAACCUGCUGUUCAACCUACUGUUCAACCUGCUGUUAAUAUUCAGGCGCAAGAGAGACCUGAGAUAAUUGAUUCAAGAUUAGUUGCCAGUCUGCCUCAAGGUAGCGUCUCUAUUGAAACACAAGGAAAUGUUCACGAAAGACCGGAGCUGACCGUGGUCAUACACCUCUCCAAUCCAGCGAGAGAUCACUUGGGAUGGAAAGCGGAGGAGGAGGAAAGGAGGAAGCGUAUGCCACUGAAGAACCUGCUAGUCUCUGAGAACCAAGCUAUGAGGUGUGAUACACCAGAAGAUAUCAACUUUGCUGCUAAAGCUGAUCAGGGCCAGGAGAGGAUGAAGAGGAAGUCAGGGAAUCCUCCACGAUUAUUAAAAUAAAGGUAUAAUUAUUGGAACCCUUAGUUCAGAACUCUAUAUCUUAGAACAUAGAACUGUUAUAAUUAGCUCUGGGAAUUUUAUCUUUCUGUUAAGUGA
Messenger RNA from Bolinopsis microptera, 1285 nucleotides. RefSeq lists its product as uncharacterized. Bases 68 to 1189 code for a protein of 373 amino acids. The transcript is spliced from 3 exons. The record is from RefSeq and is a predicted model, not a curated record. NCBI's taxonomy places the organism in Eukaryota, Metazoa, Ctenophora, Tentaculata, Lobata, Bolinopsidae.